Messenger RNA from Aspergillus clavatus NRRL 1, 942 nucleotides. Its product is annotated as short chain dehydrogenase family protein. The record is from RefSeq and is a predicted model, not a curated record. The coding region runs from base 1 to 942 and encodes 313 amino acids. Gene Ontology annotation, molecular function: oxidoreductase activity. Lineage: Eukaryota; Fungi; Ascomycota; Eurotiomycetes; Eurotiales; Aspergillaceae. The transcript has 5 exons.
AUGACAUCAGUAAAGCCUGUCGCGCUGGUGGUGGGCGCCUCCCGCGGCAUCGGCAGACAGAUCGCAAUUGACCUGGCAAAGAAUGGCUACAAGGUCGUCGUAGCAGCCAAAACCACAUCCAACGCCUAUGAAACCACCCCUUUUCCGCCGGAUCCGAACUCCUCUCAAUCGACAAUCAACACCGUCGAGCGAGAGAUCAAAGAGGCUGGCGGCGAGGCGUUCGCCAUCCCCGUUGACGUCCGCGAUGUGAGCGAGGUUGAGAAGAUGGUCCAGGAGGCUGUCCGUCUGGCUGGGCGCCUGGAUGUCCUCGUGUACAACUCAGGCGCGAUCUGGUGGUCGUCGGUGGCGAAUACGCCCACCAAGCGGUUCCAGCUCAUGCAGCGGAUGAACCCGGAGGGUUUGUAUGCAAGCGUGCAGGCGGCGCUGCCGUUUUUUGAGAAGAACGAGUGGAAGGGACGGAUUGUUGUUGUCUCACCGCCGAUUUACUCGCGGUUCUUUAGGGGGAAGACCGCUUAUGCUAUGGGUAAGGUGGGGAUGAGCGUUCUCACUCGGGGCCUGGCUAUGGAUUUUGUCAGACAGGGCGCGAAGGAUAUGGCUAUUACCAGUAUCUGGCCUGCUGUUUCAAUUGAGUCAGCCGCCACUGAGAUGACUACUCGAGAAGAUGCAAGUCGGAAAGCUGACCUUCGAAAGCCGACGAUUUUCUCCGACGCGAUUCUAGAAAUCAUCAAAGCUCCUGCGGAGACAGUCAAUGGGCACCUGGUUCUCGAUGAGGACUUUCUGCGAGAGCGUUGUGGUGUUUCUGAUUUCUCCAAGUAUGCUGUUGUGCCGGGGUCUCAGCCGCGUCGCAUCAUGCCCCAGGAACUGCCGGUCCUUGAGGUAGCAGAGCAGGACGAUGAGGGUACUCGAAUGGAUAGUACAACGCUGAGAAGGGCAAAGUUGUAA